AAGAGCAAGGGGAAACAUGUGAGCGCUCUGAGGAUCUAGUGAGAGACAAUUUUGUGCUUAUUUUUUGACCCAAUGCACUGUGCUGAAACGGAUUUUAAAUCAGAAGGAAGGACACAAAUUAAGCUUACUGCAAUUCUCAGAGCUUUCUUAUUCUUUGCUUUGUUUUCUUUACGAGAGAAAAAUGUGUAUUUCUGGGGUAUGCCAUCAUAACCAGCACUACCAUUAAUUUAUUUUAAAUAACAUUUUUUUCUUUAGCAAAUAUUUAAUUCUGAUUACGUUAUGCGUAUACCUUUAUUAAACUAAAUUAUUUUAAUCGUUUACCUGUGAUACAGCAUAUAGGUCUAUAUAAAUAUAGAUAAUAGAGUAUUUUGUAGGUUUGCACCGUUGCUUUCAACAGUGAUUUCUCUCACAUCUUUUGGUUCCUACGUUUUUUCAAUAUGAGGCAUUUGAAAUUUGUACUCGUGUUGGCUAUUGCAGUCAACGUUUGGGAAUGUGGGGAUUCGAAAUUUGGCGAGAAGGGGGAAAUAAGCCCGAGGAGAAGGAGAUGUUACGACGGGAGCAUGCCCAAGCGACUGAAGAAGAGGGAAAGAAAACUGUCAGUGGACAGCGGUGCAAGCAACGGGGAAGUUUGUCACAGGUUGUACCCUCGUGUGUCAUGCUGCCCAACCAGGCGUGCUGCUUAUCAGAUAGUCCACCGGCGUGAUGCCAGGAUCUUCUCCACCAAUAACACGGAGUGCAGCCGUCUCCUUGAGGAGAUCAAGUGUGCACACUGUUCGCCCAAUGCCCAAGUGCUGUUCCACUCCCCCGAGUUGGACAAGGUCCCCCUCAGAGAACCCCACCUGCCACGCCUCUGCCAGGACUACUGCCGAGAGUUCUACUAUACCUGCCGCGGACACAUACCAGAGCUGUUCCAAGCCGAUGUGGAUGAGUUCUGUCAAUACUACGGACGGCGGGACGGAGGCCUGUGCUUCCCAGAUUUCCACCGAAAGCAAACACGGGGACAGGACUCCAACUACUUGGGAGAUGAGAAAGUCGAAGACAUCAACAGGAAGCACAAGCACAACUGCUACUGUGCCCAGGUGGUGCUGAGUGGGCUGAGGCAGCCAGUAGCCGUGGUGCACUGUGGGGACGGAUCCCAGCGCCUCUUUGUCCUGGAGAAGGAGGGCUUCGUCCGGGUGCUGACCCAUAACAUGGAGCUGCUGAAAGAGCCUUUCCUGGACAUCCACAAGCUGGUGCAGACCGGACUCAAGGCAGGAGAUGAAAGGGGUCUGCUAGGUCUCACAUUCCACCCCAAUUACAAGAAGAACGGCAAGCUGUAUGUCUCCUACACCACCAACCAGGAGCGCUGGGCCAUCGGACCGCACGACCACAUUCUGCGCGUGGUCGAGUACACUGUCUCCAGGAAAAACCCGAACGUGGUGGACAGUAGGACCAUGCGGAUGCUGAUAGAAGUGGCAGAGCUGCACAGGAAGCACCUGGGAGGACAGCUGCUGUUUGGCCCUGACGGCCUGCUGCACAUCGUCCUGGGAGAUGGCAUGAUCACCCUGGACGACAUGGAGGAGAUGGACGGCCUUAGUGAUUUCACAGGGUCUGUGUUGAGGGUGGAUGUGGACACAGACUGCUGCACGUCUCCCUACUCCAUACCCAGGAACAACCCCUACUUCAACAGCACCAACCAGCCACCAGAAAUAUUUGCCCACGGACUGCAUGACCCAGGCAGGUGUGCCGUGGACCGGCAUCAUACGGAUAACAACGGGAGUCUCUUGAUCCUGUGCACGGACGCCAGCGGUAGGAACGCGUCUGCAGGGAGAAUACUGGCGAUCACUAAGGGGAAAGACUACGAGAAUGAGGCAUCCAUCUUUGACCUGGCGACCAGUGGAGGAGCAGCACCUGUGGGAGGGUUCAUCUACAGAGGCUGUCAGUCCAGAAGGCUCUACGGGAGCUAUGUGUUCGGAGACAAGAACGGGAACCUGCGGAUCCUCCAGAAGGGCUCAGCGGCAGCGAGGGACCAGUGGCAGGAGAAAGCUCUGUGUCUGGGGACCAGCAGCUCCUGUGGCUCCGCUCUGGUGGGACAUAUCCUGGGCUUCGGAGAGGACCAACUAGGUGAAGUGUACAUCCUGGCCACCAGUAAAAGCAUGGCUCAGUCACACAGUGGGAAGCUCUACAAGCUAGUGGACCCUAAAAGGCCCGCGGUCCCUAAGGAGUGUCAGAGACAGGUGGAGGCCCCGGAGCUGCUGGGAACGGCCUGCUCACGGCAGUGUAAGAACGGACACUGCACCCCCACCGGGAAGUGUUGCUGCAGCACCGGCUGGGAGGGACCCUUCUGCAGAGUGGCUAAAUGCGAGCCGGCCUGCCGUAACGGAGGCGUGUGUGUUGAGCCCCACAGCUGCCUUUGUAAGAGCGGCUACUCGGGCGCCCAGUGUGAGAAGGGCGAGCGGGGCAUGCCUAGCGACCAGGAGAAGGACGGCAUCCUGGACCACAUCAUAGACAUGACCUCGUACCUGCUGAACCUCACUAGCUACAUGGUAUAGGGGCAUGGGGAGGGGGUCCACUCCCACCGCAACCCCCCCCGGCCCCCUUGCUCAACCACCGGAGAAGCCCAAGCAGAGCCUCCCUCCUCCGUGAUUCACCCCUGAGACACACCCCCCUGUCUGGACGUACCCUGUCCCCGUCAACACCCAGACUCUGGUCAUCUUCCUGCCCAUAAGGUCCGGUAGGCUACGUACACCAGGCAUCCGGGCCAAGCAUCCCUCCAGGGACCAUCACACAGACAGACACAGCAACGUGAUGGUUGAAUGCAUGGCAAUCGUCGUCUAUGGUCUAAUGGUUGGACCUCCACCGUGCCUACAUAAGCUUUUUAUACUCUUCUUCACCAGGAGAAAGUUCUUCUCCUCUCUCUCCCACUCUGGAACCCCCAUGCAGAUGACUUGAUAUUAGCACUGCACCCCUGCUGAGAACAGAGGGAGACCCCCUCGCGUUAUCUCCACACAACAACAAAGAAACAGCGGCCAUUUUGACUGAAGCCUUACAGAGAGCGAAGGGGAGUCGGCUGAGCUGAAACACGGCGAGGCGGGCGGAGGCGUGGUGACUUAAGUUAUCCCCCAGGACUGGAGAGUGGACAGCCCAAUAUUGGGGGUUGGCUUUGGGUCUGCCUUCACCAACACAACACAGUCUAUAUACAGCCUUUAAAUGAACAUGCCAAUCUCUUCAGCAUCAGCAAUGCAAUAAUACUGACACUGACUGAAGAGUUUCUGAUAAUCUUACUGUGCCGUGUAUAGAGCCCCAUACAGAGUCCUGUACUAUCUUGUCUAAAGGCACUAAUAUGAAUGACCAAUAGACCAAUGUCACAGUAAUAAUAAUGAUUAUUGUUAUUUUGACCCACUGUUUUCUCCGGGUGAUGUUUUGUGGGCACAUCUUCAUAGAAAAAGCUACAUUAUGAUACUUCAUGAUACAGCGGUAUAGAUUUGUUGUUCAUCGCUCACGUGACAUGCUGCCAAUGUACAGAAUGGAUCCAUAGCUGAAGAAUGAGUGUCUUUGGACUCAACAGGUAUCGAUCGAGUUUAUAUGGUUGUGUCCCAAAUGGUACCCUAUUCCCCGUAUAGUGCACUACUUUUGACCAGAGCCCUAUGGGCCCACGUCAAAAAUAGUGAGCAUCAUACGGAACAAGGGUGCCAUUAGGGACAGAGUCUAUGACAUUGUUAGGAUAGAGCUCAUAGCUUUGCACUCCCAAUGUCAACGCCAGUUUGAUACAUUUGAAAUGGAGUCAUCAACUCCACGCACUGUAAUGUAAUGUUUUUUGUGUUUCACAAUCAAGGGCAGGCGAUUAUGUUGGGACUAUAGUACGGUGUCAUACAGCAGUGACGUUGUCACACACUAACACAGUGGCACGCAGCAGCUCAAAUCUCUCACACUGAACACACACACACACACUAACACAGUGGCACGCAGCAGGUCAAAUCUCACUCUUAAUCUCUCACACUGACACACACACACACACACACACUAACACAGUGGCACGCAGCAGGUCAAAUCUCACUCUUAAUCUCUCACACUGAAUACACACACACACACACACACACACUAACACAGUGGCACGCAGCAGGUCAAAUCUCACUCUUAAUCUCUCACACUGAAACACACACACACACACACACACACACACACACUAACACAGUGGCACGCAGCAGGUCAAAUCUCACUCUUAAUCUCUCACACUGAACACACACACACACACACACACUAACACAGUGGCACGCAGCAGCUCAAAUCUCUCACACUGAACACACACACACACACACACACACUAACACAGUGGCACGCAGCAGGUCAAAUCUCACUCUUAAUCUCUCACACUGAACACACAUACACACACUAACACAGUGGCACGCAGCAGGUCAAAUCUCUCACACUGAACACACACACUAACACAGUGGCACGCAGCAGGUCAAAUCUCUCACACUGAACACACACACACACUAACACAGUGGCACGCAGCAGGUCAAAUCUCACUCUUAAUCUCUCACACUGAACACACACACACACACACACACACACACACACACACACACAAACACAGUGGCACACAGCAGGUCAAAUCUCACUCUUAAUCUCUCACACUGAACACACACACACACACACACACACACACACUAACACAGUGGCACGCAGCAGGUCAAAUCUCACUCUUAAUCUCUCACACUGAACACACACACACACUAACACAGUGGCACGCAGCAGGUCAAAUCUCACUCUUAAUCUCUCACACUGAACACACACACACACACACACACUAACACAGUGGCACACAGCAGGUCAAAUCUCUCACACUGAACACACACACACACACACACACACUAACACAGUGGCACGCAGCAGGUCAAAUCUCACUCUUAAUCUCUCACACUGAACACACACACACACACACACUAACACAGUGGCACGCAGCAGGUCAAAUCUCACUCUUAAUCUCUCACACUGAACACACACACACACACACACUAACACAGUGGCACGCAGCAGGUCAAAUCUCACUCUUAAUCUCUCACACUGAACACACACACACACACACACACUAACACAGUGGCACGCAGCAGGUCAAAUCUCACUCUUAAUCUCUCACACUGAACACACACACACACACACACUAACACAGUGGCACGCAGCAGGUCAAAUCUCACUCUUAAUCUCUCACACUGAACACACACACACACACACUAACACAGUGGCACGCAGCAGCUCAAAUCUCUCACACUGAACACACACACACACACUAACACAGUGGCACGCAGCAGGUCAAAUCUCACUCUUAAUCUCUCACACUGAACACACACACACACACACACACACACACACACACACACACACACACACACA
Molecule: messenger RNA, 5373 nt
Organism: Oncorhynchus tshawytscha (Chinook salmon)
Lineage: Eukaryota; Metazoa; Chordata; Actinopteri; Salmoniformes; Salmonidae
Gene: hhip
Product: hedgehog interacting protein
Exons: 14
Coding region: 438-2531 (697 amino acids)
Source: RefSeq, a predicted model, not a curated record